AUGAAGAGCUCGGGAGGAUCUCAAAAUGACGAAAACACAUUUGAUACUUAUCCAUUAACUGGUUUAGAACAUCAUAAUCAAAUAUCAGCAAACUCUAUUGAAAUUGCAAAACAGUCUGAAUUAGCAUUAAUGGUAUCCAAACAAUUAUUAACGAAAAAUUAUAUUAAAAUUGCAGCAGCAAGACUUAUUGAAUACGGUGAUGUUCGUCCCUCACCUACUAUAAAAACAUUAUCAAAAUUAACAGCACCAACUCAAAAUUGUCCGUUUAAGAAAAAUAUUAAAUGUAAUAUACAAGAGAAGUAUCGAACAAUCGAUGGAUCGUGUAAUAAUAUAAAGAGACCGUGGCUAGGCAAGUCAAAUACACCAUUUAAACGAUGGUUAACACCGUUCUAUGAUGAUGGAUUGGAUUCACCACGUUUAUUGGGAAUAUCGGGUCGUUUACCAAAUGCCAGACACAUUUCACUUACCGUUCAUCGUUCAAUGACAUCAAAAAUAAUUGUUGAACAAAAUGCGACUAAUUUGUUUGUUAUAUUUGGACAAUUUAUUGCACACGAUCUUAUUUCAACAGCUGCUGGAACAGAUAUAAAUGGAAGAUCUGUAAGAUGUAUAUGUAACAAAAUUAAUAGACUUUGUAUAAAUAUUCCAAGACCUAACAAUGAUACAUUGAAUAUUGAUCAAAAGUGUAUGGUUGUGGCAAGAAACGCUGCUAGCUUUCCGACUGUAGACUGUAAAUUAGGACAUCGCGAACAAUUAAAUUUAAUAACAGCAUAUUUAGAUUUAUCGCAAGUAUAUGGUUCAAAUCAGCAUACUACCAAUGAUUUGCGACUAUUUAAAGGCGGUCAAUUAAAAGCAACAAAAUUUCAGAAUCGAACUUAUCUCUCACAUUUAUCAUUAAACUCUUGUAUGGAUGAUAAACAAGGACAAUUAUGUUUUAAAAGUGGAGAUGGUCGUACAAAUGAAAAUAUGGGAUUAGCUUCAUUACAUACAAUGUUUCAUCGUGAACAUAAUAGAAUAGCACAUAAAUUAAGUCAAAUAAAUUCAAUGUGGAAUGAUGAACUAUUAUUUCAUGAAACAAGACGAAUUGUUACAGCUCAAUAUCAACAUAUUAUUUAUAAUGAAUGGUUACCAGUACUGUUAGGUAAAAGAAUCUGGAUAAACACUGAUUUAAAACCAUUAAUAAAUGGAUAUCAUAUGAAGUAUGAUGAAAAAAUUGAUUCAAGUAUUUCUAAUGAAUUUGCUACAGCCGUAUUUCGAUUUGGUCAUUCCAUGGUGACAUCAACAAUGUCCAAAGUGACAUACCGAUAUUUUCUGUAUAAAAAUUUAACAUUUUCAAAUAUAUCAUUCAGAAAUAAAGAAGCCUAUUUAGAUAAUGGUUUAGAUGGAAUAUUGUUGGGAAUGGUGACAGAUCAUGGUGAAAAAUCAGAUGCUAUUAUGACAAAACAAAUACAACAACAUCUAUUUGAAACCAAGGAUGUUAAUAGUCAAACAAAAAGAUUUGAUUUGGCAGCAUUGAAUAUAAUUCGUGGACGAGAUCACGGUAUUGGACCCUACAUUGCAUAUCGUCGAUUUUGUCGUUUAUCAGUGCCAAAAUCAUUCAGUACACUUAACCAUUUGUUGAAAGUUUAUAAAAAUGUUGAAGAUAUCGAUUUAUUUACGGGAUUAUUGACAGAAAAUCCCUUGCCAAACGCAAUUGUCGGUCCUACAUUGGGUUGUUUAUUAGCCAGACAAUUUCAAGAUUUAAAACGUGGUGAUCGAUAUUUUUAUGAAAAUGGUCAGUUUGACUUAAUUAAAUUCACAACUAAUCAGUUAAAUGACAUACGUACCGUUUCAUUAUCAUCUAUUUUAUGUAAUACAAUACCCGAUCUAUUGACUAUACCGACGAGAUCAUUUUUAUUAAAUACAAAAACAAUGAAUUGUCAGAAAAUAAAAAAAUUGAAUCUUUUUCACUGGAAAACUUGA
Didymodactylos carnosus is the source of this 1959-nucleotide messenger RNA. NCBI's taxonomy places the organism in Eukaryota, Metazoa, Rotifera, Eurotatoria, Philodinida, Philodinidae. The record is from the annotation of a GenBank genome assembly.